Molecule: messenger RNA, 1770 nt
Organism: Lodderomyces beijingensis
Lineage: Eukaryota; Fungi; Ascomycota; Pichiomycetes; Serinales; Debaryomycetaceae
Source: the annotation of a GenBank genome assembly
AUGUCGCUGGAAUUUUUGAAGUUUGUAUCGCGAAGAUCGACAGUGUACUCGCACAAGGGAAUGGUUGCGUCGACUCAGCCGUUGGCCAACUCCGUGGGGUUGAAAAUUCUCAACAUGGGUGGGAACUGUGUUGAUGCGGCGAUAGCUGUUUCAGCCGCAUUGUGUGUCAGCGAGCCUGCGUCAACGGGUAUUGGCGGCGACUGCUUUGCGCUUUACUUCAAACUCGACGAUAAGCAGAAGAACAAGGCUGCGGGAAGCGGGAAAGUCUUGGGGUUGAACGGCUGUGGGAGAGCUGCGAAGGCAGUUACCCCGCAGGAUGUUUGGAACGAACACAACGACGGGCACCCCAUGUCGAGAAUCCCUUACACGUCGGCGUUUUCUGUUACUGUUCCAGGAGCCAUUGCCGGGUGGUACGAUGCUUUUGAGACGUGGGGAUCGGGAAACGUUUCCUUUGCAGACAUUUUACAGCCAGCUGUCACGUUGGCCGAAGAGGGGUUCCCCGUUUCCGAAUUGUCGGCCAAGGCCUGGAGAAACUCGAUUGCCAAGUUGAAGAAACAAAACCCGGAUGCAAAGGUGAACCCAUUUAUCUUGGAGGGAGAAAGAGGCCCCAAUGAAGGGGAAUUUGUCAAGAAUUUGCCCGUUGCAGAAUGCUUGAAAUUGAUAUCCAGAGAAGGUAAAAAGGCCUUUUACGAAGGCCCGGUUGCAGAAGCAAUACUUGAAACUACAAGCAAAAGAAACCACAAGCUUGCAAAAGAAGAUUUCAAAAACCACACCUCUACAAUUGUCGAGCCAAUCAAAUUAGACUUUCAAGAUCACAAGGUGUGGGAGAUUCCUCCAAACGGACACGGGUUGGUUGCGUUGUUGGCAUUGGGUUUAAUCCAGGAGUUGCACAAUGAGGGUAAAAUCAACUUGCGCGAAUUGAAGCACAACUCGCCCGAGUAUUUGCAUGUUCUUAUCGAAGCAUGUAAGCUUGGAUUCCAUGACUCCGACGAAUAUGUUACUGACCCAACAUUUAAAGAGUUGCCAGUGACGGCGUUGCUUCACCCUCAUUAUUUGAAAACAAGAGCAAAGCACUUUGACAAGUCCAAGAUCAUUGAUGGAGAAACAAUGACACACGGUGUUCCCGAUCCCAAAUACAAAUCAGAUACCGUUUACUUUUCCGUCACCGACUCCAAUGGGGAAGCGUGUUCAUUUAUCAAUUCCGUUUACGAAGGGUUCGGCUCGGGUAUUUUGGUUGAGAAAUACGGCUUUUGCUUGCACAACCGUGGGUCAAAUUUCAAUUUAACUCCUGGUUUGUCCAACUGUUUAGAAGGAGGUAAGAGGCCUUACCAUACGAUAAUCCCGGGUAUGAUCACCAACAAGGAUGACUCCUUAUACGCGGCGUUUGGAAACAUGGGCGGGUUUGCCCAGCCGGUGUGUCACGUGCAGCACGUGUUGAACAUGGUAGUCUUUGGCAUGACGCCGCAACAGCUGCUUGACUCUCCCAGAUUUGUUUUGAAUUCUGAUAAUGACAAUCCUAAGGAUAGGGGCAGAGGAGCUGAUGGUCCCGUUAGGACACCCGUCACCAUCGUGCAGAUUGAAGAAGGGGUAGGUGAAGAGACGAUUCAGCAGUUGAAACACUUGGGUCACACAGUGGAGGUUUUGAAAGGGUAUGCACGACAAACUGUCGGGAGAGGUCAAAUCAUCAGAAAGGAAUCGUGCGGUGAGCAGUUGGUCUUUGCCGGUGGAAGUGACAUGAGAGGUGAUGGAGCUGCUGUUCCGUUUGUGUGA